Morus notabilis is the source of this 2646-nucleotide messenger RNA. Its product is annotated as receptor-like protein EIX1. Lineage: Eukaryota; Viridiplantae; Streptophyta; Magnoliopsida; Rosales; Moraceae. Gene Ontology annotation, cellular component: plasma membrane. The record is from RefSeq and is a predicted model, not a curated record. Gene Ontology annotation, molecular function: protein binding.
AUGCUGCUGAUUUUCUUCCUUAUAUCAGGAGAGUUCAUUAGCAAUACUGAUGCGCAAUUGAUGGAUUGCUUGGAGUCCGACCGAGGAGCUCUUCUCGACUUCAAAACUGGUCUUGAAGAUCCCAAAAGCCGGCUUUCGUCAUGGAAAGGGAGCAACUGUUGUCAGUGGUGGGGAAUAAGCUGUGACAAAGCUGGGGCUGUUUCAACAGUUGAUCUCCACAACCUCGGUGGGGAAAUAAGACCUUCAUUGACAAAACUUAGGUCCUUGAAACAUCUGGAUUUGAGUUUCAACACUUUCAAGGUAAUACCUGACUGGCUUGUCAAUAUUAGCAGCCUUGUAACUGUCGAUUUGAGCAAUAGUGGCCUGCAUGGAAGGAUCCCACUUGGCUUUAGUGAGCUUCCAAAUUUGCAGUUUUUGAGUCUUCGUCGGAACAGUGACCUCACAGCAAGUUGCCCUCAGUUGUUCAGUGGAAGAUGGGAAAAGAUAAAUGUUCUUGACUUGGCUUCUAAUAAUCUGCAUGGAAAACUUCCUUCUUCCAUUGGAAACAUGACAUCUCUCACUUACUUGGAUCUUUCUGACAAUAAUGUUGAGGGUGGAAUUCCAAGUUCUAUUGGAAAGCUCUGUGACCUCAAAUUUCUGUGUAUAUCAGGUAAUAACUUGACUGGAGCCUUACCUGACUUCCUUGAAGGAACACAAAGUUGUCAUUCUUGGAGCCCACUGCCUAGUCUUCAGUACUUGGAUUUGUCAAACAAUCAAUUGGUUGGUAAAUUGCCAGAAUGGUUGGGUCAAGUUAAGAGUCUAGCUGAACUUGAUUUGAGCUACAACUUGCUAUAUGGCCCGAUUCCAGCUUCUUUAGGGUCACUGAAAAAUCUUACAGGUUUGGCAUUAGGAGGCAACAGACUAAAUGGGACUCUCCCAUAUAGUUUAGGGCAACUUUCUGAAUUGUCUUACUUUGAUGUUUCUUUCAAGCAGCUGACCGGGGUAGUCAAUGAAACGCAUUUUCUAAAGCAAUAUAAGUUGAGAUUUCUAAAACUCUUUUCAAACUCUUUGAUGCUCAAUGUCAGUUCGAAUUGGGUCCCUCCAUUCCAAGCAGGGAGUAUUAGAAUGGGUUCAUGCCAUCUUGGUCCUUCAUUUCCAACUUGGCUUAGAACACAAAAGGAGGUCAACUUCUUGGAUUUCUCAAAUGCCGGCAUUUCCGAUUUUGUUCCUUAUUGGUUUUGGGAUGAAAUCUCCUCAAAUCUCACAUUCUUGAAUGUUUCCUUUAAUCAAUUAAAAGGUCACCUACCAAGUCCACUAAAUAUAUCUCCCUCUGCAGAUGUUGACUUGAGCUUUAACCUUUUCGAAGGGCCUAUUCCUCUCCCAAUUGUGGGAGCAGCCGGAGGAGGAGUCCUUGAUCUAUCCAACAAUAAACUUUCAGGGCCUAUUCCACAAAAUAUAAGUUCUUCCCUACCUAACUUGGGCUUCCUCUGUCUUUCUACAAACCAGAUAAUAGGAGAAAUCCCAGCUUCUUUCGGCAGCAUGGAAUUCCUUCAAGUCAUUGAUCUCUCAAGCAACAAAUUACUAGGAAACAUCCCAGCAAGCAUUGGGAACUGCUCUUUCCUAAAGGUAUUGGACCUCAGUAACAACAAUUUAUCUGGUAAUAUUCCGGCCUAUUUGGGUAAACUACGGUUUCUCCAAACCUUGCAUCUAGGGGGCAACAAGCUUUCGGGAAGGAUCCCAUCAUCUUUAAAGAACUUGUCAAGUUUGGAGACAUUGGAUCUUGGAAACAACAGACUAAUAGGAAGACUACCACAAUGGAUUGGGAAAGAAGGACUUGAAAAUCUAAGAAUUCUAAGCUUGAGGUCAAACUCAUUCUCCGGAGAAUUGCCUUCUAUGCUUUCAAAUUUAAGCUCAUUACAAGUGCUGGACCUGGCAGAAAAUCUGUUCAAUGGCUGCAUCCCUGCUAGUUUUCGAGAUUUCAAAGCCAUACACCGGUAUCUUUUCUAUGGUAACUACAGGGGUAAGUAUUAUGAAGAAAAAUUGUUGGUGAAUAUGGAAGGCCAGAUUCUGACAUACACGAAGACACUAUCUCUUGUAACAAGCCUGGACCUCUCUGGCAACAAUUUGAAUGGAGAUAUUCCCGAGGAAAUCACAAAUUUACUUGGUUUGGUUGUUCUGAACUUGUCCCAAAAUCAUUUUAGUGGUCACAUUCCCAUUAGCAUUUCAAACAUGGGACAAUUGUUAUCACUUGAUCUCUCAAGUAAUAGGCUUUGGGGUCCGAUUCCUGUAAGCUUGUCAUCACUUUCAUUCCUGGGGUAUCUCAAUUUGUGUAACAACGGUUUUUCUGGUAUGAUUCCUUAUACUGGUCACAUAAUGGCUUUUGACGAAUCUUCUUUUGCCGGGAAUCCAGGACUUUGUGGUGCUCCACUUGCUGUGAAUUGUCCGGGUGAUGAUGAACUGAACAAGGGGCCGGUUGUCAACGAAAACCACGAUGAUGGCAACUUCAUUGAUAAGUGGUUUUAUUUGAGUGUUGGGUUGGGGUUGGCUGCAGGACCUCUAGUUCCUUAUGUCAUGUUUGCCAUGAGAAGACCUUGGAGAGAUGCUUACUUUCGAUUUAUGGACAGUUUUGUAGAAAGAAUAUCAUGGUUUGGUACAUAUAGGAGCUGA